Messenger RNA from Astyanax mexicanus (Mexican tetra), 6745 nucleotides. RefSeq names its product ubiquitin like modifier activating enzyme 6 (gene uba6). The transcript is spliced from 33 exons. NCBI's taxonomy places the organism in Eukaryota, Metazoa, Chordata, Actinopteri, Characiformes, Acestrorhamphidae. Gene Ontology annotation, molecular function: SUMO activating enzyme activity. Bases 16 to 3267 code for a protein of 1083 amino acids. Gene Ontology annotation, biological process: protein sumoylation. Gene Ontology annotation, cellular component: cytoplasm; SUMO activating enzyme complex. The record is from RefSeq and is a predicted model, not a curated record.
CGUUAAGACCUGUAGAUGAAUAAUCUGAGCGUGUCUCCGGGGCUGCAGGAGGCGCUGUGGAGUUCUGAACCCGUAUCCUCCUCAGCCCGCAGCCCUCAGAAGAAGCGCUGCUCUCGGCCGCUCACGCUCACUGACAGAGUCCACAGGAGGAACAGCCCGUCACCCCCUUCUCCCCCACCCAACAUGGCCGACUCCAUGGAGAUAGACGAUUCACUGUACAGUCGGCAGCGGUACGUCCUGGGAGACAGCGCUAUGCAUCAGAUGGCCCAGUCCUCUGUGUUUCUAAGUGGACUGGGAUCAGUGGGAGUGGAGAUUGCAAAGAACAUCGUCCUUGCUGGAGUGAAGGCGGUCACAUUACACGACAGCAGGCAGUGUGACGUCUGGGAUCUGGGUACAAACUUCUUUAUACGAGAGGAAGACGUUCAGAACCAGAGGAAAAGAGUGGAGGCUGUUCAUCCGCGAGUAGCUGAGUUAAACCCGUAUGUUCAGGUCGGCGUGUCGAGUGUUGUUCUUGAUGACAGCACUGAUCUGAGCUUCCUGCUUAACUAUCAGUGUGUAGUGCUGACAGAGACGCGGCUGAACUUGCAGAAGAGGAUCAAUCAUUUUUGCCACUCUCAGCAGCCGCCCAUCCGGUUCAUUAGCUGUGACGUGUUGGGGAUCUGCUCGCGAGUGUUCUGUGAUUUCGGGGAGAGCUUUGAGGUGUUGGACCCAACGGGGGAGGAGCCUAAAGAGCUGUUCAUUCAGAACAUCACUCAGGACAACCCUGGGGUUGUGACCUGCAUGGACAGUCGCACACAUGGACUUCAGACGGGGCAGAGUGUGUGUUUUAGAGAAAUCAACGGCAUGACUGAGCUCAACGGCGCGUCACGACAAGUUACAGUUAUCUCUCCCUACAGUUUUGCAAUAGGCGAUACAUCUUCCCUCCAGCCGUACCUCCACGGUGGAAUCUUCCGCAUGGUCAAGACCCCCAAAUCCUUUAGCUUUGAGACGAUGGAGCAGCAGUUGCACGACCCUCAGCUUCUAAUUCCAGACUUCAGCAAACCUGAGGCUCCGCUGCAAAUCCACGUGACGAUGCUUGCUCUAGACCUGUUUCAGGAACAGCACAGCAGGCUUCCCAGCACAGGAUGUUUGCAGGAUUCUGAACUCCUGCUGAAGCUCACAGAGGAGGUGAAUGAAACCCUGAAGAACAAGGUGUGUGUGAACGCCUCGCUGGUGCGCUGUUUAUCACGCUGUGCAAGAGGCUGUCUCUCUCCAUUGGCGGCAGCGGUGGGGGGCGUGGCUAGUCAGGAAGUUCUGAAGGCCCUCACUGGAAAAUUCACACCACUUCAGCAGUGGUUUUAUCUGGAUGCUGUAGAGGUGGUUCAGCCGCUCCAAUCUCUUCCAGUAGAGGAGUUUGCACCGAGGGGAGAUCGUUAUGAUGCUCUGAGGGCGUGUAUCGGUGAAACGUUGUGUUUGGAGCUGCAUAAGCUUCGGGUUUUCAUGGUGGGCUGUGGUGCCAUUGGCUGCGAGAUGCUGAAGAAUUUUGCACUACUUGGCGUGGGAUUGGCCAGAUGCUCAGGGGAGGUUUGCAUCACUGAUCCAGAUCUUAUAGAGAAGUCCAACCUCAACCGCCAGUUUCUCUUCAGACCUCAUCAUAUACAGAAGCCGAAGAGCAUCACAGCAGCCGCGGCUUCGUUAGACAUAAAUCCAGAGCUUCAGAUCGACGCUCACCUGAAGAAAGUGUGUCCUGCCACAGAGGACACGUACAGCGAUGCCUUCUACUCACGCAUCAAUCUGGUGGUCACGGCGCUGGACAACGUGGAGGCCAGGAGAUACGUGGACAGUCGGAGCGUGUCCAAUCAGAAAGCCUUGCUCGACUCUGGUACAAUGGGGACAAAAGGUCACACGGAGAUCAUCGUGCCAAACCUGACUGAGUCCUACAACAGCCAUAGGGAUCCACCAGAGGAGGAGAUUCCUUUCUGCACUCUUAAGUCUUUCCCUGCUGUGAUUGAGCAUACUAUACAGUGGGCCAGGGACAAGUUUGAAAGUGCCUUUUCACACAAGCCCUCCAUGUUUAACAUGUUCUGGCACAACCACCUGUCAGCUGAAGAUGUAUUACAGAGGAUGAAGGCAGGGGAGAGUAUGGAGGGGGCGUUUCAGGUCAUUAAGCUGUUGAGUCGUAGACCGACACACUGGGAGCACUGCCUGACUCUCGCUCGCCUCAAGUUCGACAAGUACUUCAAGAAAAAGGCACUACAACUACUGCACUCGUUUCCACUGGAUACCAGACUAAAAGAUGGCAGUCUAUUCUGGCAGUCUCCCAAACGGCCCCCAUCGCCUAUAGAGUUUGAUGUCAAAGAUCCUCUGCACUUUGGUUUCGUGGUCAGCACAGCUCGACUGUUCGCAGGAAUUUAUAAUGUGCCAUAUUCAGAAAAGAGUCUCAGUUACGAGGCUGUUACCAGCAUUUUAGCAGAAGUGAAGAUUCCAGAAUACAUACCUGCGGAGAAGCGUAUAGAGACGGAUGAGACUGCGAAGAAGCCUGAUCAGCUGAAGCUGAUGGUGAGCAGUGAGGAGGAGAGAGAAGCCAUAUCACAACUGGAGGAGGCCCUUGGCUCUGGCUUCAUCAGACCAGAGAGCUUGCGCAUGACUCCACUGAUCUUCGAGAAGGACGACGACUCUAACGGACACAUGGACUUUGUGGAGUCGGCUUCAGGUCUGCGGGCGAGCAUGUACUCCAUCGAGGCCGCUGACCGUCUCCAGACCAAACGCAUUGCAGGAAAAAUCAUCCCUGCCAUCGCUACGGCAACUGCUGCUGUUGCUGGCCUGGUGGCGCUGGAGAUGAUUAAAGUCGUGGGAGGAUUUGGGUUCGAGACGUUUAAGAACUGCUUCUUUAACCUGGCUAUUCCUGUGGUGGUCCUAACAGAGACUGCGAGGGUCAAGAGGACUCAGAUCAGAGAGGACAUAUCUUUCUCCAUCUGGGAUCGCUGGUCAAUCACUGGCCAUGAAGACUUUACUCUGUCUGACUUUAUGAACGCUGUCAGGGAAAAGUACGGGAUUGAACCCACGAUGGUAGUUCAUGGAGUGAAGAUGCUCUAUGUUCCUGUCAUGCCCGGACACAGCAAGAGACUUAAACUGACCAUGCAGAAGCUGAUCAAGCCCUCGGCGGAGAGGAAGUACGUUGACCUCACUGUGUCUUUUGCCCCCGAAGCCGACGGGGACGAGGACCUCCCCGGCCCCCCAGUGCGCUAUCACUUUAGCCGGGGGCCGGAGAGCGACGAGAGAGUCUGACACACACACACACACACACACACACACACACACCUCUAUGUAUAUCCCUCUCCUCCUCUACCUUGCCCUGUGGACCACUAGUGGAGUAGCACUUGAUCAGACUUGAUGUACAUAGUACAACAUUUCUCUCUCUUUUUUUUUUUUUUUUUUUUUUUUUUCGGUUUGUUUUCUACGGGUUUGUUAUUUUAUUGCAUAGCUUGGUCUGUGCCGAUGCCUUAAGAAACAAAUAUUGUGCUUCGAUGUGACAAUAAUACUGAGGAUAUGAUAUAAAUAUGAAUCUAAUAAUAAUAAUAAUAAUGACCUAAAAAAAUAGAAACUGUAAUUUUCCUGAUUUACGGAAUUCCGUAAACGACGCAGGGUGAUGAUUGGUAGGAUCGGUAGGGAGUUAUUUGGACUAUUUAAGGCCUACGUUUGCAGUUCGGUUACAUGUAUUACAGUAAGGAUUCGAGGCCAGUGCUGGGAAAAAAAAAAAAAAAAACACAUCACAGCAUCACAUGACCAGUGUAUAACAUGCUUACUAUAUACUAUACCUGCUCAUUGUUCAUGGUUUCUUCAGAGAUCAAUUAAAGUGUAUUAAAGGAGAACUCUGGUGAGAAAUGGACUUUUAAUGGGUUUAUUUAAACGUGACAAAAAGUACUUUACAUUUGUUGAAAAGCUCACCUCUGCUCUUUUGCAGCUUUCUGAGAUCCAGUAUUUUAGUGCACUUUGCCAAAACAGGCUUUUAGAAUGGGUUUUAAUGGGGCAUAUUUUUCCCCUGCAGAUAAAUCGCUUUCUACAUCGUUAUUCAGGCUCAAAGCAGCUCCACUCCUUUUUUUUUACACCUCAUUGGUAGAAUCUGGAGAGCCCUGACAUUUAAAACGAGGCAUUACGAACAUUAAAACUGUGCAAGAAGCUUAUUAAAAGCCACUGUUUACAACUUGUAGCAUUGGUAAAUCUCUGUGCACCUUCGUCUUACAUUCCUUGGAAAUGCAUGAUUUCCAGCUUUUGCUAAAAAAAUUAUCUGGUUGCUGUUGAUAUUAGAAUGCAAAGAACCAACAACAACAAAUGACAUAAACAUUGCUCAAAUAGUUUUUUUAAUAUUGGCGCUCGACGGUUGUUGACUUAUUGUGACUCAAAUUUAAUUCAAAAUUGCGACGCCCAGAGAUUUACCUACACUUUGGGAUGUAAACAGUGGCUCUUAAUAAACUUCUUGUGCUAUUUUAAAAGUUCUAAAUCCCUCCUUUUAAAUGUCAGGACUCUCCAGAUUCUACCAAUAAAGUGUGGAGCUACUUUGAGCCUGAAAAAACAGUGAAAAAAGUGAUUUAUCUGCAGCUGCAAAAAUAUGCCCCAUAUCAUCGAAUGUAAAAGCUUGUUUUAGGCAAAGUGCACAAAAUCCUGGAUCUCGGAAACCUGAGGGAGAGCGGAGGUGGGCUUUUUAACAAAGGUAAACACUUUUUAUCACGUUUUAAUACAUUUAAAGUCAAUUUUACACCGGACUUCUUCUUUAAAAGCCAGUUUCUCUUGCUUUUUUUGGAUUAGCAACAAAACUGAAAAAUGCUUUCUACAAGAUUUUAGAGGAGGAUCCAUCAUUCCAGAGAAAUCUAGCCCACCUCUGACAUUAAGUUCAUGUGGUACCAAUAGCUUUAUCUUUAAGGCCCAAUCCCAAUUCUAAUUUGUACGCCUACCACUUGUUUUUGAGUGUAACCCAAUACAGAUAUACCUACGAAGCGCUAAAGUUCAGCAACCUAACUGCUGCAUAGUUGGUUAAUGUAAGAGCUUUAGCAAUGGGGAGCUUUUGAAAUUAGCUUUUAUUAACCUUUAUUCGCUUACUUUUUUUUUUUUAAAGAAAACAUUCCACCUUAAAUGCUUUAACCUCUGCUGUCUGCUGCAGUAUUUAAGGUGGGAACUGGAAAGUUAGCUAGCUAGCUAGUAAGCUAGCUACUGAGACAAACUACUAGAUAUUUUUGUCAUUGUUAUGCUUGUUAUGAAGAACAUGGCCAUAAAACAUUGAAGCUACACAUUAAACUAUGGUAAUAUUGUGGUUAUCGUAUUUUUUGAUUGGGAAAACACUUUAUUUAUAGCUAUCUUUGGUGACUAUCAACCCCUAGAUUUUCACCCUUAAAAAAAAACAGAGGGGUAGAGCUAAGUGGUGAAAUGGGACCGGGCCAAUGGAUCUAUCUGCUCCAGUAGGCUAGAAGACCCUGUAGAACAUUUGAACAUAUAGUGCACAUCACUAUCGCUGACCAAUAAAAACGAGGACAAAAAAAAAAACCUUCUUAACUUUCAAUAGAAGUCAAUUUAUUUCAGGUCUCAAAUGACAUCAAAGCUUCCUUUUGAAUCUGUUUGAAUAGAGGAACACCAAAACACCAUUUGAAAAACUUAUUUAACUAAUAUUCCUAAUCAAAUCUAACAAAAACCUCAAGACUAGUUUAUGAAAUUUCGCUCAAAAAUGCACAAAAAAAGUUAAAAGGAAUUUUCCAGCUUGUUCCAGCUGCUACGCUUGCGCAGAUCUCCUCAUCUUCCUUGAAAGGGUUUUUUCCUGACAGCACGCUAACCCUCCCCUCACUCGCAGGGAAGCUUCGAGCUGAUUGGCUCUUUCUGUGUGUUGAAGGGCCGGACUGUUGUUCCUUCUGUUGAUACUCUUGAGUUCUGGCCUAUUAAAAAAAAGUCGUCGUCAUUGUAUCUCCUGCUGCUGCUGAACCUCCUCAUGCAUGCAAUCAACCAACCUGGAAACUUGCAGUGAGAACCCUGAACUGAAAAAAACUCAUGAUUAGUUUAUAAUAUUUCACUCAAAAAUGCACAAAAAAACAAAAUUUUCCAGCUUGUUCCGGCUGCUGCGCUUGCGCAGAUCUCCUUAUCCUCCUUGAGAGGUGGUUUUCCUGACAGCACGCUAACCCUCCCCUCACUCGCAGAGUAAGCUACAAGCUGAUUGGCUCUUUCUGUCUGUUGAAGGGCGGGACUUUGUCCUCGAACGGACACUGAUGUUCAGAUGUUCCUUCUGUUGAUACUCUUGAGUUCUGGCCUGUUAAAAAAGAAGUGGUCAUCAUUGUGUCUCCUGCUCCUGUUGAACCUCCUCAUGCACGCAAUCAACCAACCAGGAAACUUGCAGUGAUAAACCUGAACUGAAAAAACUCAUGAUUAGUUUAUAAUAUUUCGCUCAAAAAUGCACAAAAAAGCGAAAUUUUCCAGCUUGUUCCGGCUGCUACGCUUGCGCAGAUCUCCUUAUCUUCCUUGAGAGGGGGUUUUCCUGACAGCACGCUAACCCUCCCCUCACUCGCAGAGUAAGCAGCAAGCUGAUUGGCUCUUUCUGUCUGUUGAAGGGCAGGACUUUAUCCUCGAACAGGCACUGAAGAAGUUGUCGUCAUUGUAUCUCCUGCUCCUGCUGAACCUCCUCACGCACGCAAUCAACCAACCUGGAAACUUGCAGUGAUAAACCUCGAACUAGAAGAAGACAGAACUAACCGAACGAGGGAAAAGUGUUUUUUUUUUUUUCUUUCUU